Molecule: messenger RNA, 1688 nt
Organism: Hipposideros armiger (great roundleaf bat)
Lineage: Eukaryota; Metazoa; Chordata; Mammalia; Chiroptera; Hipposideridae
Product: CCA tRNA nucleotidyltransferase 1, mitochondrial
Exons: 5
Coding region: 111-926 (271 amino acids)
Biological process (GO): tRNA 3'-terminal CCA addition; mitochondrial tRNA 3'-end processing
Cellular component (GO): mitochondrion
Molecular function (GO): tRNA binding; nucleotidyltransferase activity
Source: RefSeq, a predicted model, not a curated record
GAGCUGACAUUAAGUCGCAGCGUGCCCCUUCCUUGCCCAUCACUUUUAAAUGCCAUCGUCGUGCCUGCGUGUCUGUCUUGUAGAUGCGGCGCUGGUGACCUUGCCCCCAGAUGCUGAGGUGCCUGCACCCCUGGCGGCCGCUGCCGAGCUGUGGUGGGAGCGGACUCUGCCUUCUGAAGCGGUGCCUCUUUACAAUGAAGGUGCAGUCCCCGGAGUUCCAGUCCCUGUUCACGGAAGGACUGAAGUGUCUCACAGAAUUGUUCGUCAAAGAGAACCACGAGCUGCGCAUCGCGGGAGGAGCGGUGCGCGAUCUGUUAAAUGGCGUGAAGCCGCAGGACGUGGACUUCGCCACCACGGCCACCCCCGCGCAGAUGAAGGACAUGCUUCAGGCGGCGGGCGUCCGCAUGAUCAACAACAAGGGCGAGAAGCAUGGGACCAUCACAGCCAGGCUUCAUGAAGAAAAUUUUGAAAUUACCACACUGCGGAUUGAUGUCGUCACUGAUGGGAGACAUGCCGAGGUGGAGUUCACAACUGACUGGCAGAAAGAUGCUGAACGCAGGGAUCUCACCAUAAACUCCAUGUUUUUAGGUUUCGAUGGUACUUUAUUUGACUACUUUAAUGGUUAUGAAGAUUUAAAAAAUAAGAAAGUGAGAUUUGUUGGACAUGCUAAACAGAGGAUACAAGAAGAUUAUCUUCGAAUUUUAAGAUAUUUCAGGUUUUAUGGGAGAAUUGUAGAUAAGCCUGGUGACCAUGAUCCUGAGACUUUGGCAGCAAUUGCAGAAAACGCAAAAGGCUUGGCUGGAAUAUCAGGAGAGAGGAUCUGGGUCGAACUGAAAAAGAUUCUUGUUGGCAACCAUGUAAAUCAUUUGAUUCACCUCAUCUACGACCUUGACGUGGCCCCUUACAUAGGUGAGGCCAAGUCAUAAAAUAUUUGCGUUUUUGGCAGUGAAACCUAUCUCGUUUAAAAGUUUGUGAGGGAAAAAGUUUGAUUAAUUUAGUUGAAGAAUUCUAAAAGAAAGGAUAUUUUAAAAUAAGAUACACUUUGAGGACAGGUAGGACAGUUUGGUUCCAGUUAGGGGACAACUCAAGGACAGCGUGGGAUCAUGGUACCAAGUGGCCUCUGAAGCCCGAGCUGGGUUUGAGUGAGGCUCUGCCACUCAUCAGCUCUCUGAUUUGGGUUAGUUUCUGAAUCUGAAAAUGGGGUAUGAAAGUCAUAGCACCUGUGUGACGAAGGGCAGAGGGCGUCAGUGAGCUGAUACACGAAAAGCACUUAGAAGAGUGACAGACACAGAAAUGGUUCAGAAACCGUUACAGUUAAUAUUCAAAAAGGAACAGUGGGAUUUCCAGUUGGUCUCACCUCGGGGAACUUGGGUUUAUUUACAUGAAGACGAGACUACUGAGGGUGGUGGCUGCUCUGUGGUCGUCUGGCAGUGAGUGGUCAGGGAUCUGUGACUGGGUUGCCCCUUGAGUCUGACGCCACUGUCACCGCCACCUCUGCCCUCCUGGUCCAGCUUAAGUAAUGGAGAUGGGGACGUUUUAGGGCUGCCCCCGGGGUUGAGAGUGAGCUGGAGAGGACAGUGGCAGGGUCAGUGGUCCCUGUAAGACGGAGCGUCAGACUGGACUAACCCCCGUCCUGCCUGCUGUGUGACAGAUGCUCUGGGUGCCAGAGCAGUGGAGGUUGAGGAUGU